UCUCUCUGUCCAUAGUCUGUUUACCUGACAGACCUCUUCACGCCUCUCCUGAGCAGGAAAAAGACAGGAAUGAGAGGAGCACGGUGAAAAGUACCAUCACCACAAAGACCCAGGAUUCGUACUCUACAGGAAUGGAUGUGAGAACGUUGGAGAUUCCGGCUGAGCUAUCGGCCAGACUACGCAGCGCAGCAGGGCGGCAGCACGUAUCAGGGGUGACAGAGGUGGCACCUCCACAGGUGAAAGCACAAAACACCUUAAUCCUGCCCCUCGAUAUCGACAGCUACCCCUUCUCACGAUACGCCAACGCCACACUGAAGGAUGGCUGGUGUCAGCCACAGGGCUACUCCCUCCAGCGACCUCUGACCUCUCUGGAGCCUGAAGACGCUCAAACUGCUCUGGAGAUCCACAAGCUGAUACUGCGUUUUGCAGGGGACAGUGAUCUGAGUGGCUGGCAGGAGCAGAUGUUGGGGAACUACAUUGUGGAGCAGGGCCAGACUAGACCCCCCCUGAGGGAUGAGAUCCUAGCCCAGCUGGCCCACACCACCUGGGGCAGGGAGUCAGAGGAGGUGGCGCUGCGGGGCUGGUUGUUACUGGCCUACUGCCUUAGUACAUUCACCCCAUCCCCAGCCCUGGACAAACCCCUGCUCAAGUAAGCAGCCCAGUGAGAAAAAUCAUUUGUAAAGAUGUCGUUUUUGGAGUGGUUAAACAUGUGCUUUGUGUAGUACUAGAAGAAAGGCAUUAAAAUAUGUAAUCUCUUUGUCAACCAUUAUGUUCUUGGUUCUUUGGUUUUGCGUACAUGUGCAGGUAUGUUGGUCUGUGUUUCUCUGUCUCUCCUGUGAACAGGUAUGUUAG
Messenger RNA from Oncorhynchus keta (chum salmon), 852 nucleotides. RefSeq names its product unconventional myosin-XVB-like. Gene Ontology annotation, cellular component: cytoskeleton. Lineage: Eukaryota; Metazoa; Chordata; Actinopteri; Salmoniformes; Salmonidae. The transcript is spliced from 5 exons. Bases 132 to 653 code for a protein of 173 amino acids. The record is from RefSeq and is a predicted model, not a curated record.